AUGACCUCAUAUCUUCCCCAGAUCCACACAAACCCAUUUCUGGGCCCCGUAAACAACUAUUCCUCAACACAUCCCGAUGCCUGUCCAGCCAUGCAUCAUAGCCACCAUAGACCGCUCAAUGUUGCCUACGCGACGUCCAUGAGAAACCACCCCUUUGGCACGGCCUUGUAUACGCCGCUCGCGCGUAGAGAGUUCCACCCUGGAAGCUGUGGCUACUUCGAUGCCGCGGGGUCCUGGAACCCCAUCACCGACGUAUCAGACGGCCCGCGGCUGGCGGCCCAAGGCUACGCGUCUGUAGAGGAGGAGCUGGAGAAAGCGCCCGCCGAGACGGGCAUCCAAUGGGGCCCGCUUGCGUCGGAGAACGUCGUUGGUCGCAGUGUGGACUUCUCCGGCGGGCUGUCGUCCGAGUUGGCCGCGGCGCUGCCGGCCAAUUUCUCGGCGGAGUUUGCGUUUUCGAAUACCUCGUCCGGAGGGGCGUUGCUGGUCACGUCCCCGCCGAUCGUGCACGAGCGGUUCUACCAUGAAUCCAUGUUUAAGCAGUGGGUGAUCCGCAAUGCCGACCGGCUGGUUAGACAGCGGAGCGAGAUCUUCCAGUACGGGUUGUGCGUGGUGACGAAGACCUGGUCGACGCAGGACUGCGCGAUCCAUAUGUGGGACGAGGUGGGAAGGAAGUCAAGGUUGGGUUUGAUGUUGGCGUUGAGGCGAUUGGGCAACUGGGGCCGGGGGUGGGCUGGUCGGUCAAUAAGAAAGACGGAGGAUGGAUGCGCUAUAGAGCGAGUCAGGUAA
This is a messenger RNA of Penicillium chermesinum, 786 nucleotides long. RefSeq lists its product as uncharacterized. NCBI's taxonomy places the organism in Eukaryota, Fungi, Ascomycota, Eurotiomycetes, Eurotiales, Aspergillaceae. Bases 1 to 786 code for a protein of 261 amino acids. The record is from RefSeq and is a predicted model, not a curated record. The transcript has a single exon.